Brassica rapa (field mustard) is the source of this 846-nucleotide messenger RNA. RefSeq lists its product as uncharacterized. Lineage: Eukaryota; Viridiplantae; Streptophyta; Magnoliopsida; Brassicales; Brassicaceae. The record is from RefSeq and is a predicted model, not a curated record.
UAUAAGAAGACAUCCUUAGCAACUUAGUAUACUAUUUGUUUCCAAGUCCAAACGAAGCCACAAGAUGCAGAGGUUACAAAUUAGUUCUCGGCCAUCCGAAGAGUUCCUGAUCAACAUCUCCCCGGAUUCUUCAAGCCCAGAUGAUCUCGUGGUCUAUGAUGUCGCCAAGAAGGAUAUGAUGCUUCACAAUAAUAGUUACAAGUCUGCUAAUGGAGAGAGAGCUAUUCACCUAAUCCCUCUUGUUCUCUUUCUAUGUGCUUUUGUUCUUUGGUCUUUUUCAAGUGUUACUACUAAUCUCUAGUGACGUACGUAAAGGAAUAAUAGACAUUUCAUAAUUUGUGAUCAUUUUGAUAAUGAUAAUAUAUGAUUUUAAUUACAAUAUUAGCCAAUACUUGGAUUCUUUGUUUGUGAAGUGUUAAUUACAAUUGUGGCUCCGUUGAGUAAUCGAAAACACAAUGUUAUUGUUUCAAAUUUUGGUAUCUUGUAUAUGUAUACUAACUAACCGGAAAUAAAAUGUUAUUGCUUCAGUUUUUGAUAAAAUUAUGUAAUUAAUUAACCGGAAAAUUCAAAACAAAAUGUUAUUUGUUUCAAUUUUGGUAACAUGUAUGCAAUGUUUUAAAAUCGGUAGGCGAUGGUUACGCGACUUAUCUAUUAUAUUAAAACAGAAAUCAUGACUUAUUUCAUGUGUGAUAUUUUAAAAUGGACCAUCCAUUAAUUUUUUUAAUUAAAUGAAUUUGUAUUCUUUAAGCCACAUAUUAAUUGCAUUAGAAAUCUCUUUAUAUUCACCAAAAGAAUCAAGGUCGUUACAUAUGCAACUAACUUUUAAAAUUUAACCAUCAAUAUAAU